GAGAGCUUGUUCGGAAAUGGCCAGUUUAGCCAACAAAGACUCUUAUUUACAGCGACUGGCGAGGAAAAUUUGCACCCAGGAAAUUCAGGAACCACGAAAAAGGAAAUCCGGAACUGGGUCAGGGCCGGAAGAUGCUCAGCCGAAGAAGAAGAAAAGAAAGAAGCUGCAGAAGCAUGCCCAAGGUGUGCAAGGUGCCCUUCCAGGCAAGCCAGCACUGCCUGAUGCCUGCAAAAUAGGGGCUAAGUCAACAGCAGCAGUGGCUAAGAACCCAGGUCUUGGGGUCCAAGCUGCAUCCAGUGCCUGCGGAUUGGCUGCUGCUGGAGAGAAAGGGAACGAUGGCCAGAAUGGCGCCACAGGUGGCAAGAGCGGGCCCAAUUCUUUUUCCACCAUGACUCUCUUGCGUCAGAUGCUGCAUGAGAAAAUACAAGAAGUCUCCGGUCAGGGAAGGUCCAAAGAGCUGUCUCCAGCAGCAUUGAAGAAGCAGCAGCGAAGGAAAUAUGAGAAGGAAAGGAAGAAACGUCGAAGAAAAGAAUUAAGAAUGAAGGAGAAAACUGAGAAGAAGGAAGCAGGAGAGGUGUCAACAGGAGCCAUUUUGGAGCUCCCAGCCCCUAAGACUGAUGGCAAGUUCGAGAUAGUCUUCAACAAGGUUGACGUGCAUGAAGAGCAGCUGAGCAAAGCGGAGAAGAGGAAAGAGAAGAGGCAGGCUUUGAAAGGCAACCUCACCCCGCUGACAGGGAAGAAUUACAAACAGCUAUUGAGUCGGCUGGAGAUGCGGAAGAGCAAGUUGGAAGACCUGAAACACAAGGAUGAGAAGAAAGCCCAGGAGCUGGAGACCAAGAUGAGGUGGACCAACGUUCUCUACAAGGCAGAAGGCAUCAAGAUUCGGGACAACGAGGACCGGCUGAAGAUGGCCCUCAAGCGGAAAGAACAGCGCAAAACCCAAUGCCAGAAGCAGUGGGAGAAGCGGACUGAGCAAGUGGUGGAGAAGAUGCAGGAGCGCCAGGACAAGCGCCGCAAGAACCUCCAGAAGAAGAAGCUAGCCAAGAUAGAGCGGAAGAAGAGCAAGGCCCGCAAAAAGGGCCGUGUCUUGCCUGAGGACCUCAGAUGAGCCAAACUU
Molecule: messenger RNA, 1117 nt
Organism: Euleptes europaea (tarantolino)
Lineage: Eukaryota; Metazoa; Chordata; Lepidosauria; Squamata; Sphaerodactylidae
Gene: SURF6
Product: surfeit 6
Exons: 4
Coding region: 17-1108 (363 amino acids)
Biological process (GO): ribosomal small subunit biogenesis; ribosomal large subunit biogenesis
Cellular component (GO): nucleolus
Molecular function (GO): RNA binding; DNA binding
Source: RefSeq, a predicted model, not a curated record